GAGCAGAUACUCAGACACAGGAGUCCACAGAGCGGAGACACAGAGGGAGGAACAUCAGAAACAAAUACUGAUACGAUAUGUCCGUAAACUCUUCCUCCUCCUCCAAUGACUCCCUUCUUCAUCCUCACCAUUCCUCCACCAACUCCAACCUCCCUUUUGGCAUGCAUUGCCUCACCACCAGACCAGGCUCCUUAAUCUCCACCUCGUACUUCAUCACAAACAUCCUCCUCCUCCUCCCUCUCUGCACCUUCAUCCUCUACCUGCGUCUUCAACGGUGGCGGCAACAGCGCUCCACCUCCACAGCAGCAAUGACGAGUCAUUCAGACGCCUUCACCUACCACAUGGUCAUCAUUGAGCUGAUUGGCAUCUUAAGCUUCUUCCUCAGCUGUUGUGGUAUCUACAGUGAUCAUAUCGGUGUAUUAAUGGCAGGGCACUGUCUUUGGACCUUCAUCUGGUUUGGACAGAUGUUCUUUCACACUCUGACCUGUGUGGAGCGCUACCUGGCUGUUGUUUAUCCCAUCACCUAUUUGAGCUUGAAAAGAGAGAGAGGGAUCAGAAUCAGAAAUAUCAGCAUUGGGUGUGUUUGGCUUCUUUGCUUUGGAGGAACAAGUCUGAUAACUUUAGAAAACGCCUCCUUGAUUGCGGAUUUGUGCGUCCUAUCCUUGUCCUUCUUUGUCAUCUCCUUGUGCAACGUUUCUGUUCUCUGCAUCCUCAUUCGUCCAGGGCCAGGUAAACAGGGAGGGGACAGGGAGAGAGUUGACAAAUCAAAGCAGAGGGCUUUCUACACCAUGCUGGCCAUACUGGGAGCUCUGUUGUUGAGGUGUAUUUGGAAUGUGGUUUGGUUUGCUUUUUAUAUCAUGACAGAAAAUGGUGAGUGCGUGUUGAUGACGUCUGGAUUGUGGUUUAAUCUGCCCUGCAGUCUGGUGUUACCUCUGCUGUUUCUUCACAGAGCAAGAAUGUUAGUGUGUUGUAAGAACAACACCAAAUGAGGAUAAAGACAAGAUUCAGUUUUCAUUAAAAGAAAUCAGUUCAGCUACAAGAAAAUAUAAACAUGGAGAAGAAAACAAAACUAUACCGUAAGAUUACAAAAUGAUGAUAAGAUUGCAAAUGGCUGCCCAAAGUGACUUAUUUGGCCUCUUUGGGGCAAAAUAUCUUAAAAACAAUAUUACUGUCUUGUAGCUGGUUUGCAGAAGGCAGUUGCCUUAACACCUAACCCUGAUUAAACCACUAAGAGUAGAGCUGCAUUGGUGGGUGAUAUGGGUCAUUUUUAUUAUAAUAUUUAUCAUAAUAUACAAUUUUCUAGUGAUGCCUUAAUAUUAGAGUAGAUGAACAAAGUAAUAACAGUUCAGAGCCUUGCUACCAGCUCUGUGAGGCUGUAAAUGCUAACACCGGCAUGGCAACAUGGAAAUGAUAAUGCUAACAACGUUUAGCAUGUUCACCAUUUUAGUUAAGGUUGUUGGCUAUUUGCUAACUGUCACAAAAAAAGCUCUGAGGCUGAUUUAUUUAUUUUUUUAAAUGAAGAAAUAAUGAAAGUGAAAUUUUGACUGGAUGACUAAAUUUGAUUAUUCUAAUUUCUUGAUGCAGAUUAAGCGUACCACUAAUCGUGUAGUGUGACUGUGAAAGCAAAGAAACGUGUCCAUGCAUUAUUAAAUCCUCUCUUUGUUCAGAGACUUUACCUGUUUUUGGAAUCUUUUUAAGUUUGCAUUUUAUCUUCUUCUGUAGUUUAGUUAUUGAUAAGCAGUGACAAUCCCACGAAAGAAUAAAACAUGAUUCUAUAGAUUUUUACGCCUUUAGUGUGUUUUCUCUUUAAUUAGUUCAAGUUGCUGCAUCAGCUUCCUGUAAAAAACACAUUGUUAUGUAAAUGUCAGAUUUCAUGUAAUUGAUUCUUCACUGAACAAUCAUGAUUAAAGAAUUAUGAAAUGUU
Messenger RNA from Dicentrarchus labrax (European seabass), 1924 nucleotides. RefSeq lists its product as uncharacterized. The record is from RefSeq and is a predicted model, not a curated record. Bases 78 to 989 code for a protein of 303 amino acids. The transcript has 2 exons. NCBI's taxonomy places the organism in Eukaryota, Metazoa, Chordata, Actinopteri, Moronidae.